AGCAGCAACAGCAGCAGCAAUAGUGCCGCAGGCGAAGAAACUGAGGGUCACGCUGAAGGAGACGACAGCAAGAAGAAAAGAAGUAAUGGAAAUCCCAGUCCGCCACCGUCGCCGUUUUACGGCAAUCUUCUGGCUGAUGCUGAUCACUUAUUACCGUUGCAACACUAUAUCCUUCAACAAGCGAAAUUAUCAGGUUGUUACAAGUUCGGAGAUCCUUUAUUAGUAGAAGAAGGAGAAGAUUCUUUGGAUGAGGAAGGCGGCAGGGGCGAAGGUAUCGGCGGAAGAGGUGAUGACGAUUCCGAUGAUCAAUUCGCGGACGACGAAGCGGCCAGCAAUCAAGGCGAUUCGUCCAGUCAAGAAUAUCUCGAGGAUCACUACGCGGAUUUAGGUAAUUAUGACACCGCGGGCUUAGCGACUUAUUACACCACGGCCGACACUCUAACAAGGCCGCAAGCGCGACCGCCGUCACCGCCGAAUAUUGUGUCUCAGACGGAAGCGAGAGACAGUGUGGUGACUACAAGACAGGUCUCUAUACCUACCGUAAGUUCAACUCCAAGUAUUGGCAUAACGAAUGUCGAUAACACUGACCUGGAUGAAGCGCGGAGAGACGACAGUACGGGCGGUGGCGACAUCGAGAAAUACGCACAGGACAAUCUCAAUUUGAAUUGCGGCAGACCGAAAGGGUUGAGAUUGUUGUUUCGAAAGAAAUUUAGCGUGCGGGACAUUCUCAGCUGGUCGAAAGAUCCAAUACCGCAACCGAUGCUCGCGAUGGUGGACGGCGAGAAGCUACUCAAGAGGGAGGCUUGCAAUUUAUUCCGAUUGGUUCAAGUGUACAUGGGAGAUCGCAAAGCCAACGUCGGCAUGACAUUGGACGGCGUCGCCAUGGAUAUCGUGAAUACCGCGUUCACGAAGCCACCUCUGCGGGACGAGUUGUAUGUUCAGAUCUGUCGGCAGACGACAGAGAAUCCGCGGAAGGAGAGUCUGCGACGCGGAUGGGAAUUGAUGGCUGUGUGUCUAGCUUUCGUGCCGCCUAGCGCCACGUUCGAGCCCUACCUGGAGGGCUAUAUGAACAGGCAUCGCGAUCCCAACUUCCAGUUCCCCGAGGUCGCCAAGUGGCCAAUACACGUGCAAGUCAGUCAUUAUGCGACCGUAGCUUGCAAACGAUUGCAACGGAUCGGCGCGCACGGCAAACGACAACCUCGCAAGGCCACAGUGGAGGAUAUCGACCAAGCGAGGAUACAAAUCUUUCGCGCGUCCAUGUUCGGCGCGACGCUCUCGGAAGUUAUGGCUUUACAAAGGGACCGCUUCCAGCACAGAGAGUUACCAUGGAUACAAACAACGCUGACGCGGCAAGUGCUCGUGCGUGGCGGCACGCUGACAGAAGGUAUUUUCCGGGUGUCCGCGGACGCCGACGAAGUCAGCGCGUUGAAAUCCUGCUUGGAUAGGUUCGAAGACGGGGCAAUUCUGGCAGCUUCUCAAGACGCUCACGCGCCCGCCUCCUUGCUGAAGUUAUGGGUACGCGAAUUGUACGAGCCGUUGAUACCGGAUUCCUUCUACGUAGAAUGCGUGUCCAUGCGGCACGACGAUCCGGAAGCCUCCGCGGCAAAUGUGGCUACGAUCGUUGAACGUUUACCAGAUCUUAACCGUCGUGUGCUGUGUCAUCUAAUACGCUUCCUACAGAUAUUCGCUAGACCCGAGGUGGUCGCCCGUACUAAAAUGGACGCCAAUAAUCUUGCGAUGGUGAUGGCGCCGAAUGUAUUGCGGUGUACGUCCCAAGAUCCUCGGGUAAUCUUAGAGAAUGCACGGAAGGAGAUGGCCUUCGUCCGUACUCUCAUCGAGUCAUUAGACACCGCUUGGGUCGAUGAUCUUCACUGACCGUAUCCUAUCGCGCUAGAAAAAAGUCCGCUCUAGACUAUUAUGCCAAAUGAAUCAGCUGUAUAGUCACGUCUAUUGUUAGUUAUCUCUCUUUUUCUCUCUAUCUCUCUCUUUCACUGUUCUCAAUUUAUCUUCACAUUCUUUUUGUUUAUCCAGUCACUAGUUUUCCCCAUAGUUCCCUACAUGAAUGUUCUUCGUAACAGUAAUUUAGUGCUAAAGUCUUACCAAGCUAAUCGAUCAACCCGCUCCCUUAUUUCCUAUUUAUUAUUUAUAUACAGAUUCUAUGUUAUAUGACAGAUUUUAGAGAUUAUAUUAGAUUAUAUUAUGUAUAUCGCUAUAUUAUAUCAUAUUAUAUAUUUUACCAAUCCCUUGUUACCGCGUCGAACAAACGUGGACGGCUUUUUUACUCAAUCAUUGUUGAAUCUCGUGUAAGAUAAAAAAAAAGAAAGAAUCAUGUGUUACCGUGUAUAGCUGCGCUCCGCGAUAAUCUUUUUGUAUAAGCAACGGAUUAACGUGUAAAGCGUUUUAUCGAGGAGUAAACACUGCGAAAGAUUAGCAAGCUGUA
Molecule: messenger RNA, 2440 nt
Organism: Temnothorax curvispinosus
Lineage: Eukaryota; Metazoa; Arthropoda; Insecta; Hymenoptera; Formicidae
Gene: RhoGAP93B
Product: rho GTPase-activating protein 39-like
Exons: 5
Biological process (GO): signal transduction
Cellular component (GO): cytoskeleton; cytoplasm
Molecular function (GO): GTPase activator activity
Source: RefSeq, a predicted model, not a curated record